GGGAUCUUACAGGUCGUCCAAGGAUCCCAGAAGGGACGACAAUUCCAGUAACAGUACAACAUGCCACUCGCCUUCUCCGCCAAGGCACGUGCAAAAUUUUUUGCGGAUGCUCUACAACACCGCCGCCGCGUCACCGCUGAGCCCAGAUCGGUUUGCAGCUCCUGUAGUGCUAGAUCAUGUGCGGAGCAGCCACAACAUAUUGGACGAGCGUGGGGCUUCGACAAGUGCUCCGAGUGCGACUGGGACACCUCCUGGACCAAACGCCGAGUUCGUGCGGCAACGUUUGAACAACCGCGUGGCUGCUUCACGGCUGGUUGUACAGACCGAUCCGGAAUAUAGCAGUCAUAUUUAAGAAUAAUACAGAUAGAAGUGAAUAAACAAUAACAAGUGUUUUCUAUUUAUACUUACUAUCAAUCAUGAUUAUCGUUACCCCAAAGAAAUGCACUAGUCAGGCAUCCUUCUGAGGGCUGGAUUCGCUAUGUGAGCGAGCGGUUUUCAUUAACUGGACUCCACCGGAAAAGCUUCCCGUCCUGACUGUUCUCUUUAAAGAAAUCAGGGAAAAAGGCAUGUCGUGCACUCAAGCCCCCCCUCACUCACAGACGUGUGAUGAAAAAACACCGCUAACAUACCGCGCGAAACGCUUACGAGGGCUUCGAGACAACAGUUAUGGGCCAAUAUGUAGAGCCUGUGUCUGCAUACAUAGUACAGCCAUACACAGAUUGAUCAUUAUAUAUCAUGAAUCUACAACUAUGUGUAUGUCUCUUGCUUCUAAAGGACCCUUGCAAAGUCUAAGUCAUGAACAUGAUUGAUACUAUCAACAUAGCCACCACCUGCCCCAAACAGUACUACAGUCACGAAUCAUCAAGACCAGGACCACCCACUGUUGACCACCCCUUCCCACCCGUGGUCAUCCUACUCAGAAUAAUGAAAGAACGACAUUAUAA
Molecule: messenger RNA, 944 nt
Organism: Amoebophrya sp. A25
Lineage: Eukaryota; Dinophyceae; Syndiniales; Amoebophryaceae
Source: the annotation of a GenBank genome assembly